UGCUAGUCCAAUAUCAUUAGCGCCGAAUACGUUACUGACAAGUGUUGUACCUCUACAUUGAAGCGCCCAAGUGCGGCGCUGGCAUGAUUUUUGAAUGUUCGAUCUCCAAGUCCUUUUUGAAUAUCAACACACACUCAUUGUUGGCCAUUGUCACAUUUGGCACCAAUUUGGUUAUUUAAAAUUGGGUCUGGAGCCGCCUCUGAUGUAUAUUUUGGUGUUAAAAAUUUGGUACAAGCGCCAGACAUUCUGCACAAAGGCUCAAAUGCAGCGUUCUUCAGUGUCAUUUUUAUCUGAAAUUAAAAAAUGAAAGAAAUACCCGAGCAAGGAAUAGGGUUAUCUGCAUGCGACAAUGUUAUUGAGUGAUACUCAUGGACCGAACUGAAUUGAUCUUGUUGGAACGUGUUUAUAGUGUGAUAUGACGAGUUGUGUAUAUGUGUGCGUGUAACUUGCAAGCAAUGUUUCAUGUAGUCACGAUACUGUUUAACAAACAUGCAUAUGUUCCUUCCUAGGGACGCCCAGGAAGGCUGAUCGCCAGAAAAAGACCCCGGAGGAGUGUUGAGGAAGUAUUUUUCGUCGAGGACGUUCUAGAGUUUAACGAGGCCACGGAUAUGUAUCGGGUGAAAUGGCAAGGCACUCCGUCCGGAUGGUUCCGAGGCUGCCACCGUGUCGGAGACCGGUAGCCUCGCAGGGGGCCACCAGUCCGGCGCGCAGUCGGACGCCCAGUCGGACGCCCAGUCGGACGCCCAGUCCGACGAUCUGUCUGACGCCCAGCCCGACGAUCAGUCUGGCGCCCAGUCCGCCGUCCUCACGAGGAUGAUGACGCUGCCAGGACCGGUGGCUAUGCCGACGUCUCGUCCGGAUGGUUCCGAGGCUGCCACCGUGUCGGAGACCGGUAGCCUCGCAGGGGGCCACCAGUCCGGCGCGCAGUCGGACGCCCAGUCGGACGCCCAGUCGGACGCCCAGUCCGACGAUCUGUCUGACGCCCAGCCCGUCGAUCUGUCUGACGCCCAGUCCGUCGUCCUCACGAGGAUGAUGACGCUGCAAGGACCGGUGGCUAUGCCGACGUCUCGUCCGGAUGGUUCCGAGGCUGCCACCGUGUCGGAGGACCGGUAGCCUCGCAGGGGGCCACCAGUCCGGCGUGCAGUCGGACGCCCAGUCGGACGCCCAGUCGGACGCCCAGUCCGACGAUCUGUCUGACGCCCAGCCCGACGAUCAGUCUGGCGCCCAGUCCGUCGUCCUCACGAGGAUGAUGACGCUGCCAGGACCGGUGGCUAUGCCGACGUCUCGUCCGGAUGGUUCCGAGGCUGCCACCGUGUCGGAGACCGGUAGCCUCGCAGGGGGCCACCAGUUCGGCGUGCAGUCGGACGCCCAGUCGGACGCCCAGUCGGACGCCCAGUCCGACGAUCUGUCUGACGCCCAGCCCGACGAUCAGUCUGGCGCCCAGUCCGUCGUCCUCACGAGGAUGAUGACGCUGCCAGGACCGGUGGCUAUGCCGACGUCUCGAGGUCGCCAACCGAAGCCGUCAGCUAUGGUGAAGCCCGUUUAUCGCAAACCUGAACAAGCUGUGGCUCGUCCGGCUCGUCAGCUAUCGCUGAAGAGCCGGACCUAAAACAGCGGACUUGGAAGGAUGUAAAGUACCAGGUCCACAAUAUGAUUACGACCCGCCAGAGACGGGCGCUCAGAUAGGUGAAAAGGGCUUCACCAGUCCGGCGCCCAGUCCGGUGCCCGGUCCGGCCUUCACCGUUUUUGUGGCAAAUACAGCAUCUGUCCUUUU
Amphibalanus amphitrite is the source of this 1774-nucleotide messenger RNA. RefSeq lists its product as uncharacterized. Bases 1076 to 1609 code for a protein of 177 amino acids. The transcript has 7 exons. Lineage: Eukaryota; Metazoa; Arthropoda; Thecostraca; Balanomorpha; Balanidae. The record is from RefSeq and is a predicted model, not a curated record.